AUGGACAGCUCUUCUUCUUUGUUUGUGAGUCCUGAGCACCAAGCCACACAAUUGCGUCGAGUAGUUGGCGGGGAAAAUUUAAGACCUCGGUAUACUCCACCAUGGACAACGCCGUACAUUAUUGGGGUAGGCGGAACCUCUGGUUCAGGAAAGACGAGCGUAGCAGCAAAAAUUACAGCUUCAAUUAAUACGCCUUGGACCGUCUUGAUUUCACUGGAUAACUUUUACAAGCCAUUGACACCAGAUCAGCGUCAAUUAGCAUUGGAAAAUAACUUUGAUUUUGACCAACCAAGUGCUGUUGACCUAGACUUAGCAUAUGAGUGUAUGAAGAAUCUCAAAGAAGGCAAGAAGACAUCUAUUCCAGUAUACAGUUUCACCAACCAUAACCGGAUUCCUGGGAAAGCUAUUUCGAUCUACGGUUCCAGUGUCGUGGUAAUUGAAGGAAUAUACGCGCUUUACGACCAACGUCUUUUGGAUUUAAUGGAUUUGAAGAUCUACGUUGACGUGGACCUUGAUGUGUGUCUGGCUAGACGUCUCUCUAGGGACAUUGUUUCCCGCGGGAGAGACCUCGACGGGUGCAUCCAACAAUGGGAAAAGUUCGUAAAACCCAAUGCUGACAAGUAUGUGAAGGGCACAAUGAAAAACGCUGAUGCUAUUAUCCCAUCAAUAGGAAAUAUUGCUGUGGCAACGCAGACUUUAAUCAAUCACAUCAAGUCUAAAUUGCAGGAAAAGUCUCGUCAGCAUCUGGAUGAGCUGACAAAACUUGGCCAUGUCGAAGAACUCAAACUGUUGUCUGAGAUGACUAAUGUUCAUCAGUUGGAAGCUACGAGCCAAGUGGUCGCAAUUAAGACCAUGCUUUUAGACAAAUACACGUCAAGAGAUGAUUUUGUAUUCUAUUUCGACAGAAUCGCCACUAUUCUAGUAUCGCGAGCCCUAGACGAUAUUCAAGUACAUUCCAACAAGCGCAUAAUUACCCCGACUGGUGCUGAGCUUGAUUCGUUGAUGGUUGACUUCGAUAAGGUGACUUCUAUCAAUAUUGUGCGUUCAGGAGACUGCUUCAUGAAUUCCUUGAAGAAAAACGUACCCAGUAUGGCUAUGGGCAAGGUUCUCAUUCAGUCAGACUCGCAUACCGGCGAACCACAGCUUCACUGUGAAUUUUUGCCCCCAAAAAUAGAAGACUACGAGCAAGUCUUGCUGGUAGAAGCACAAAUCAUUUCGGGUGCAGCUGUGAUAAUGGCAAUACAAGUACUCUUGGACCACGGAGUGCAAUUAGGUAAAAUCAAGGUACUUGUUUACCUGGCCACAGAAGUUGGCAUACGAAGAAUCACCAAUGCAUUCAACGAUGCAGUUCAAAUUUACGCGGGAGAGAUUAUCCCAAGUGAAUCGUUAGGCGCCGAACAUUGUAGCUGGGCAAGAAAGCGUUUCAUUGACUCCAGGUAUUUUGGAUGCGAUUGA
Messenger RNA from Lachancea nothofagi CBS 11611, 1455 nucleotides. The record is from the annotation of a GenBank genome assembly. NCBI's taxonomy places the organism in Eukaryota, Fungi, Ascomycota, Saccharomycetes, Saccharomycetales, Saccharomycetaceae.